Tripterygium wilfordii is the source of this 1719-nucleotide messenger RNA. Its product is annotated as serine-threonine kinase receptor-associated protein-like. The record is from RefSeq and is a predicted model, not a curated record. Lineage: Eukaryota; Viridiplantae; Streptophyta; Magnoliopsida; Celastrales; Celastraceae. Gene Ontology annotation, cellular component: SMN complex. Gene Ontology annotation, biological process: spliceosomal snRNP assembly. The transcript has 7 exons. Bases 400 to 1458 code for a protein of 352 amino acids. Gene Ontology annotation, molecular function: protein binding; RNA binding.
UAAUUCAGCACCAUAAGACCAGCUUCAACUCCAUUCUCUGCUCUCUUGCGUUUAGCCCUUCUGUAUCUACAUUUUCGUUUUUCUUUUCUUUUCUUUUUCCCUUUUUCGGAUAUAGUUCUUCAAUUUUCAUAGACAAUAGUUACAUCUCGCUAGUCGUAGGGUUUCUUCUUAAAUCGCUUCGUAAAAAGAACAAAAAAUUUGAUUGAAAGAAAAUUUGUGUAAUUGAAUUUGUUGUCUUCUAGUAUUUUUUUUCCCUUUUCACGAGUAAUUCAGCUGGACUGGAGUUCUUCUCGUCCGAGGGAAAUAUAGAUUACUUGUGUUGUUUGUGAAAUCUGGAAUAAUAGAUCGUUGGUAGGGUUUCUGGGGCUGGCUGUGUUAUUGUAGUCGUGAGAGAGGGAAAUGGACAAGAAGAAGGCUGCCGUGCCGCUUGUUUGCCAUGGGCAUUCUCGGCCUGUUGUGGAUUUGUUCUACAGCCCGAUCACACCUGACGGGUUCUUUCUUAUCAGUGCUAGCAAGGAUUCUACUCCAAUGUUGAGAAAUGGGGAGACUGGUGAUUGGAUUGGAACCUUUGAAGGGCAUAAAGGUGCUGUAUGGAGUUGCUGUCUGGACUCUAAUGCCUUACGAGCUGCAUCUGCCUCUGCAGAUUUUUCUGCGAAAUUGUGGGAUGCAUUAACUGGGGAUGAGCUGCACUCUUUUGAACACAAGCACAUUGUUCGUGCAUGUUCCUUCUCAGAGGAUACACACCUUCUACUCACGGGUGGAUUCGAGAAAAUUCUACGGAUAUUUGAUUUGAAUCGUCCAGAUGCACCUUCAAGAGAAGUCGACAAAUCUCCUGGUUCUAUUAGGACCAUAGCAUGGCUUCACAGUGACCAGACCAUUUUAAGCUCUUGUUCUGAGACUGGUGGUGUUAGGUUGUGGGAUGUAAGAAGUGGCAAAAUUGUUCAAACACUAGAGACCAAAUCACCUGUAACUAGUGCUGAAGUGAGUCAGGAUGGACGCUAUAUAACCACUGCUGAUGGUUCUACUGUGAAGUUUUGGGAUGCAAAUCAUUUUGGAUUAGUUAAGAGCUAUGAUAUGCCCAGCAAUGUGGAGUCAGCUUCAUUGGAACCAAAGCUUGGUAACAAGUUUAUUGCUGGAGGAGAGGAUAUGUGGGUCCAUGUACUAGAUUUCCAUACUGGAGAAAAGAUAGGAUGCCACAAGGGUCAUCAUGGUCCAGUCCAUUGCGUUAGAUUUGCACCUGGUGGUGAAUCCUUUGCUUCAGGAUCUGAAGAUGGGACCAUCAGAAUAUGGCAAUCAGGCCCUGUGAAUCACAACGAGAACGAGUCCUCACUUCCAGGGAAUGGACCGACUGAGAAAGUGAAGGUUUCAGUUGACGUGGUUUCUGGUGAGAUUGAGAAUUUACAAAUCAGCAAGGAAGGGGAAAAUGUGGAAAAGAAGGACAAGGCAAUAGACUCCUGACUUGGCCUCUGCCUGAUGAGCAAGUGCAAGUUACUACUGGGGGCAGGGCAUUCUGGUCAUUGUUGCCCUGUAGAUUUCUAUUGUAUCUUUCCUUUCUUCACUGUAGGGCAAGGAAUAUGUUCUAUAUCUGCAUUAUAGGAUUUUUCCCAUUUUGACAGUUAAAAAUGUGUGACGAGAGAAGGGGGGUUAUUGCUAGCAAACUAUGAUGCAUUCUCCAUCGUAAGGCAAAACAUGCAAACAAACAUUCUAUGAUUGAACUUA